Messenger RNA from Suhomyces tanzawaensis NRRL Y-17324, 1743 nucleotides. It is a transcript of the gene MAL31, whose product is annotated as maltose permease. Gene Ontology annotation, cellular component: membrane. Lineage: Eukaryota; Fungi; Ascomycota; Pichiomycetes; Serinales; Debaryomycetaceae. Gene Ontology annotation, biological process: carbohydrate transport; transmembrane transport. Bases 1 to 1743 code for a protein of 580 amino acids. Gene Ontology annotation, molecular function: carbohydrate:proton symporter activity. The record is from RefSeq and is a predicted model, not a curated record. The transcript has a single exon.
AUGACAGAAUUUGUUGAAGACAUCAAGAAGGACGGUGCCAUCACCGUCCACGACCCCAUCUCCAAGAAGAACCUGGCCUCCUCCAUCGACGACCAAAUGGACGAGUACGUCAGCAAGUUCCUCGACAUGUCCAACGAGGCCAAGUCCAACGACCACAAGGAAAGAAACAUGUCUUUGGGCGAGGGUUUGAGAACCUUCCCCAAGGCCGUGAUGUGGUCCAUCAUCUUGUCGUCUGCCUUGGUCAUGGAAGGUUACGACACCAAUCUUUUGAACUCCAUGUACGGUUUCGACGCUUUCAACAAGAAGUUCGGAGACUUCUACCCAAGUCUUGGAACCUACCAGAUCCCUGCCAAGUGGCAGACCGCCUUGUCUAUGGGAUACCAGAGUGCCUCCAUCAUCGGGUUGUUUGUGUCUGGUAUCAUUGCCUCGAGAAUCGGGUACAGAAAGACCUUGAUGACUGCCUUGAUUACUUCCGUCGGAUUAAUUUUCAUUCAAUUUUUCGCACCAAACAGAGAGGUGCUUUUGUUGGCCUACGUCUUGUUGGGUAUUAACUGGGGUGCUUACCAGACCUUGGCUGUGACCUACGCCAGUGAGGUUGCGCCUACGACGCUUAGAGUCUAUCUUACUACUUACGUCAAUGUGUGUUGGGUUUUCGGUCAAUUAAUUUCCUCGGGUGUGCUUAAAGGUGUCACUCAGAUGAAGUCCGACAACGCUUACAGAAUUCCAUUUGCUAUCCAGUGGAUCUGGCCCAUUCCUUUGUGUCUAGGCGUGUUCCUUGCUCCUGAAUCCCCUUGGUACUUGGCCAAAAAGGGACGCGAUGAGGAAGCCAAGCAGUCCCUUAAGAGACUUCUUACUGAGAACAAGCACUUGCCUGACAAGGACGUUUUGGCCCAGGCCAUGUUGACCAAGAUCCAGUUGACCAUCAAGGAAGAAGAAGCCACCUCUGCCAAGGCUACCUUCAAGGACUGUUUCACUGGUACUGACUUCAGAAGAACUAGACUCGCAGCCAUCACCUGGUUAUGGCAAAACAUCACUGGUUCCGCUUUCAUGGGUUACUCCACCUACUUCUACAUCCAAGCUGGUUUGUCCACUGACAACUCGUUUACCUUCUCCAUUGUCCAGUACGUCUUAGGUAUUGCUGGUACUGUUGGCUCGUGGUUCCUCUCGCAAAAGGUGGGUAGAUUCCCCAUCUACUUCGGUGGUUUGUGUGGCCAGUUCAUCAUUCUUAUCAUUGUCGGAGCUUUGGGUGCCGCCAACCCAUCUGGAGGCUCUUGGGGUAUUGGUUCGUUAUUGUUGGUCUACACCUUUGUCUACGACUUGACUGUGGGACCAAUGACUUACUGUAUUGUCUCGGAACUUCCAUCCACCAGAUUGAGAAUUAACACCGUCAUGCUUGCUAGAAACCUUUACAACCUUGCUGGUAUUGUGGUGGCCAUCAUCUCGCCAUACAUGUUGAACCCAACUGCCUGGAACUGGAAGGCCAAGACCGGAUUCUUCUGGGCUGGUUUCUGUUUGAUUGCCAUUGUCUGGUCGUGGUUCGAAUUGCCAGAAACCAAGGACAGAACCUACGCAGAAUUAGACCACUUGUUUAGACUCAAGAUCAAGGCCAGAGACUUCAAGAACACCGAGGUCGACGUUUUCGAUGCCGGUAAGUUGAUGGAGAAGUUUGGUGAAGACGGUAUCAGAAAGUUCGUCGAAGAAAAGAAGAGAGAGGAGGCCGUUCUUGACGACGAGAAGGCCUAG